AAUCAUCACAUUUUCCCAGGCAUGCAUCCGCUCGUGCGAGAUGUAUACAAGCGAGUCCUUGCGGUCGGGCGGGACUACCCUCUGGGCUUAGACUACGUCCGUGAGAAAGCCAAAGCGACCUUCUUCAAGCAAGCCCACCUGACAGCCGAGGAAGAUAUCAAACGUGCCGUACAUGUUGGCCGGUGGAAGGUCAAGGAAAUGGUAGGGGUGAUCCAGCUCAAGAAGUACCGUGCCAUGAAUCAGCGGUACACACCAGCCGACAUGCAUGUAUUACUGCGCACGUUGCAUGAGGAGGCUGACGCGUCACUCUCUCGGACCGAGCACUCCCCCGACGGGAGUAGUUCCUUGUGAACCCUGUUCCAGUCCACGCCGUCGUCGAGACCUCGUCGAUUUCCAACGCAUCUGCCAUUCUGUUUGACUCCACCGUACAAUUCCUUGUACCGCAGGGAUAUCUCUCGGGGCGAUCGAAGACUAUCUCUAUUUCGUGCAUAAAUACUGUUCGUGCAUCUUCUCAUGCCAUGGGCAGGACGGUGCAUUGGAUGUUCGCGGGCUGGCCGGCGUGAUCUCGCACGAGAGCCACUGACAC
Messenger RNA from Aphanomyces invadans, 586 nucleotides. RefSeq lists its product as hypothetical. Gene Ontology annotation, biological process: respiratory electron transport chain. The record is from RefSeq and is a predicted model, not a curated record. The coding region runs from base 22 to 351 and encodes 109 amino acids. The transcript has a single exon. NCBI's taxonomy places the organism in Eukaryota, Oomycota, Saprolegniomycetes, Saprolegniales, Verrucalvaceae. Gene Ontology annotation, cellular component: mitochondrion.